This is a messenger RNA of Hipposideros armiger (great roundleaf bat), 1072 nucleotides long. RefSeq lists its product as uncharacterized. The transcript is spliced from 5 exons. The coding region runs from base 1 to 759 and encodes 252 amino acids. The record is from RefSeq and is a predicted model, not a curated record. Lineage: Eukaryota; Metazoa; Chordata; Mammalia; Chiroptera; Hipposideridae.
AUGAACGAGAAACGAGAGGCCCAACCAGUCCCUCAGUUCUGCGGGCUCCGGCGCUGGGAAUCGCGGCGGCGGGCUUCCGCCUUGGGCAUCCGGGAGCUCACUGUUCUCCAGUGUCUGGAGAAGCAUUGGCCAGCUCAGCCAAGCUUUUCAGGGGCCAGCAUCUCAGCAGGAGGAGCUCACGCCUUCAUCCAAGGUGACAGCAGCCUUUCUUUGAGCUGGGAGGGCUGGAAAGGUGCAGCUGCCCCCUUAGUUUACAGAGGAACCCAUCGGGAGGUCGUGAGUUGCCCAGGUCCACAGUGUCCGACUGCCGAGCAGAGCUGUCCCCCAACUCCAGGUCGCAGAUGCACCGCCCUGCGCUCGGAUCCCAGCCUGCGGACCAGUCAGGACCUGCGCUUUUGUUCUCUGGAUCCCAUCUGGGGAGAGGCUGUGGGGCCCUUCUCAGGACAGCAGCUCUGUGGUUUAAUUGACCUGCACAGAGACACCCUGGAACCUUCCGAGUGUGAACCAGGAGGCCCUGGCCUGCUCUGCACCCUGCCAGGGACCUGUCAUCCACAGCUGACUCCACUCCCUGACUCGUGGCCUGAGAUUACUGGGGAUCUGAACACCCCAGGGAAGUGGGUCCCUGCCCACUGGCUGAUCGCUGACAACAGCUCCAGCUCAGCUGAGUCCAAAGGUCUGAUCAGCGUUUCCAGUGAAGCAGCCAGCAACCCUGUAGUCGGAGGGCUCAGAGCUCCACCCCAGGGGGAACCAGGGAACUGACGGAGGCCUGAGGCCGGUGUGGGCCUCCACCCCCUGCCCUUUCAUUCCUGGGUCUCAUGGAAAUCAAUCAAGACCAGCCAAACAAGGAAAGCAAAGGCUAUGUAUUCAGAGCUUGCUAUAGUCAGCCACGGUCACUCGUGUUUUGGCAGAGACGGAAAGGCAGGGGGAGGAGGGGAAAAGCUCUAGAGUGGACGAGAGCGGGGAGCUUCAGGUGUGCCCUCAGGGAGGCUGUUGGCAUGGGGACAGCGUAGGCAGGCUGCCUAGCAUCCCGGCAUCCUGGUUGGGGUGCAUACUUGGCCUUCUCUGGUUGGUC